AUGAAACAAAACGGCAUGCUUUGGGUUCAGCAGAACGAAAAAUCCAGGUUCCAACCUCGGCGGCAAAUGUUUUUGUGUCCUCUCAAACAUGCUAUGCUAUGGGCUCCGUUUCAAGCGACCUGGAUCCAAAAUCGUCGGAACGUUGUGCUGGAUUACAUAAUCAAGCACGUGAGACUAUUUUUUUUUCAUCAAUCUACAGUCAGCUGCUUCAAUAAAUUUCAAAACCCCGAUGAAAUUAAUGAAUUCCGGUUUUUCCCCUGUCUUCUCCGCACCCCCACCAAAGUAUGCUUUUUCAGUACUCUGAGCUGCGGCGGGGACGACUUCUCCAGCGCAGCUCGGAAGUCCCGCUACACCAGUUUUUCCGGAGUCCUCAAUCAAUUCUUAGUCAGUUCGACUGGAAUAGCAUUGCUUCACCGAAAAGCGGGGAAAAAAAGCAUUUCAAAACCAUUGUCAAGCAUUGUCAAAUUUCGAUCCGGACAAUAA
Molecule: messenger RNA, 483 nt
Organism: Lachancea sp. 'fantastica'
Lineage: Eukaryota; Fungi; Ascomycota; Saccharomycetes; Saccharomycetales; Saccharomycetaceae
Source: the annotation of a GenBank genome assembly